Messenger RNA from Acanthosepion pharaonis, 951 nucleotides. The record is from the annotation of a GenBank genome assembly. NCBI's taxonomy places the organism in Eukaryota, Metazoa, Mollusca, Cephalopoda, Sepiida, Sepiidae.
AUGCUUGUGUUUACAUCCUUCCCUUCUGGGCGCCUUCACAGAAUCUUUCUUCGUUUUAAGCGUAUCUCCUUUGAGCGAUAUAUUUUUAUGAGAUUUCCUUUUUUUUUUCUUUAUUUUCUUUUUAUCCCUUUUUUCACACUUGUUUUUAUUUCAUUCUUUUAUCUCUUCUUCUUCUGUAUCAUUGUUCUUUGUUUGUCAAAUGUGAUUUUCAUUCUCUCCUUUACACAUUUUUCUUUCCUCUUUUACCUUCAAAUUCAUACCUGUUUCUCCUUCUUUCCGUCUUUACAUCAGAAUCCUUUUUUUUCUCUCCUCACUCCCCUUCUUUUCUUUUCUUUUUCUCCAUCUAUUUGUGCAUUUCCUUUCCUUCUUCUUCAUUUAUCUGAAUCUGUCUGUCUCUUUACUAUCUAUCUAUCUAUCUAUCUAUCUAUCUAUCUAUCUAUCCUCUGUAUGCUGUACAUGAUUAGAUUCGGUUUCAAUCCAUACACGGCCUCCACUUCCUGCGGUGUUCAUAUCUAUCUCAUUCUAUUCACAUAUUCAUCUAUCUAUCUAUCUAUCCAUCUAUCUAUCUAUCUAAUUCUGUCCAUAUCUAUCUAUCCAUUUAUAUCAUUCUGUUCAUAUUCAUUCAUAUCUAAUCCUAUCUAUCUAUCUAUCAUCUAUCUAUCUAUCUAUCAUCUAUCUAUCUAUCUAUCUAUCUAUCUAUCUAUCUAUCUAUCUAUCCAUCUAUCUAUCCAUCUAUCUAUCUAUCUGUUUCAUUCUGUUCCUAUCUAUCUAUCUAUCUAUCUAUCUAUCUCUUAUUUUGUUCAUAUCUAUCUCAUUCUGUUCAUAUCUAUCUAUAUCAUUCUAUUCAUAUCUAUCUAUCUAUCUAUCUAUCUAUCUAUCUAUCAAGAAUUCUCUCUCUCUCUCUCUCUCUCUCUCUCUCUCUCUCUCAAACGUAUGCAGUUUGCAUUAUAA